Andrographis paniculata is the source of this 1349-nucleotide messenger RNA. RefSeq names its product protein LEAD-SENSITIVE 1-like. NCBI's taxonomy places the organism in Eukaryota, Viridiplantae, Streptophyta, Magnoliopsida, Lamiales, Acanthaceae. The coding region runs from base 215 to 1099 and encodes 294 amino acids. The record is from RefSeq and is a predicted model, not a curated record. The transcript has 3 exons.
UUAAAACCCGCUGUGCGUCGUCGUCGUCUCGUCUGCCCUCUGUCUGCUAUUUUGAAUCUGUAGCGAUGGACCUUCUGCAAUGGCGGAAGAAGAAUCAUCCGUGGAUGAAUGAAUGAUACUUCUGUAGUAAUAAUUACGAGGAACGGUAGAAGAUUGCGGAAAUUUCAAAUCUGACGAAUUAGAAAGGGGAAACUGAAAAGCUGCGGAAUUUCGAAUGGGCGUCCUCUCACACAGAGUGGAGCGAGGCGAUUUGAGCGCCGCCGACCACAUCUACACGUGGAGAACUGCUUUUACUUACUCUCACCACGGCAUCUUUGUUGGUGGGGAUAAAGUGGUGCACUUCACACAUGACCAAAGUUUUAGUUCACCCAGCGAAUUAAGCUCCAUGUUCCUGUCAUCAUGUUCGUCCAACACUGCAGAUUCUCCUUGUUCAGGUAUUCCAGACUGCGGAUUCAGAAAACAUCCUAGCGGAGUAACCAUGUCUUGUCUAAAUUGCUUCCUGGGGAAGGGGCUGCUGCAUCGAUUCGAGUAUGGCGCCAGCCGGCUGGCAUUCAUUGCUAAAUUCCGCGGCGGAACAUGCACAACUGCAGAAUCUGAUCCAUCAGCAGCUGUGAUUCACAGGGCUAUGUAUUUGCUCCACAAUGGAUUCGGCAACUACCAUUUGUUCACCAAUAACUGCGAGGAUUUCGCUCUGUAUUGUAAAACCGGCCUCCUUGUUCGCGGCAAGGAAAGCAGUGGCCAAGCCUUGGGCGCCAUAGGAGCUCCUUUGGCUGCUUUUCUGUCUGUGCCGCUUAAGUUUUUGGCCUCGGGUCCGGUUGGCUUUGUUGCGGCAACGGCUGCUAUGUAUUCUUUAAGCCGGUAUGCUUGCGACAUUGGGGUCAGGGAUGAUGCUGUGAAGGUGAAUGUCGAGGACAUUGCCUUGUUCCAUGGCUACUGUGAUGAUGAUAAUGGCGCUGGCUCUGGUUCUGAUUUGCUCGACAGUAAUGGUGAUUGUGGUGCAGGCUCUGGUUCGGGUUCGGUCGACAGUAAUGGUGAUGCUGAUGCUGAUGCUGAUGGUGAUGGUGGUGAGACUCUUCAGCGGAAGCGACGAAGGAGAUGAGGAAAACCACAGAACAAUUACGUGAGGUGUCAAUUCUGAUCAUCAUCGAAGAUGAACAAUAUGGCUGAAGUUUCUGCUGCUCUACCGAAGAUAAGAAUUUACAGUUGCUGCAGUUGCAAAACUCAUAUCGCAUUUCAUAAUCAUAUCAUUCCCGGAGACUUUGUGGCAAGAAAUUUUUGGGCUCUGUUUUUCUAAUUUUCUUGAUCCAGUAGAGCAUGCAUUAAUUAAUUAGUUACAAGUGUUAUAAAUU